GUCUCUGCGGCCGCUCGGGCGGGCGCUUCCAUCCUGGUAUUUCGGAGCCUCCAUCCUGGUUUCUUCAAGUGCCCGGACCCAAAACAGGAAGUCUGAGUAUGAGCACAGCUGAAGAAGAGUCUGACACAGUGACAGUAGAAACCGUGAAUUCUGUGACUUUGACCCAAGACACUGAAGGGAACCUUAUACUUCACUGCCCACAGGAUGAGACAGAUGGAGUAGACUCUGAAGACAGCACCGAACCUCCACACAAAAGGCUCUGCUUAUCGUCUGAAGAUGACCAGAGUAUGGAUGAUACCACUCCGUGCAUUUCUGUUGUUGCCGUUCCACUUUCCGAAAGUGAUCAGAGCUUUGAGGUGACCAUGACUGCUACCACCGAAGUGGCUGAUAGCGAUCUUAACGAGGGAACUGUUACUCAGAUCCAGAUUCUCCAGAAUGAACAACUGGAUGAAAUCUCUUCUCUAAGCAAUGAAGAAGUAUCAGCAGUUAGUCAGGCUUGGUUUACAACCAAAGAGGAUAAGGAUUCUCUCACAAACAAGGGCCAUAAAUGGAAGCAGGGAAUGUGGUCGAAGGAAGAAAUCGACAUUUUGAUGAGUAACAUUGAGCGUUACUUAAAGGCACGUGGAAUAAAAGAUGCCACAGAAAUCAUCUUUGAGAUGUCAAAAGAUGAAAGGAAAGAUUUCUACAGGACCAUUGCGUGGGGUCUGAAUCGGCCUCUCUUUGCUGUUUAUAGACGAGUCCUCCGUAUGUAUGAUGACCGGAACCACGUUGGCAAGUAUACGUCUGAAGAAAUCGAGAAACUGAAGGAGCUAAGGAUUAAGCACGGCAACGACUGGGCGACAAUAGGAGCUGCCCUUGGCAGAAGUGCUUCUUCUGUGAAAGACCGAUGCAGGCUGAUGAAGGAUACCUGCAACACAGGGAAGUGGACGGAAGAAGAAGAAAAGAGGCUGGCUGAAGUGGUCCACGAGUUAACCAGCACGGAGCCCGGGGACAUCGUCACGCAAGGCGUGUCCUGGGCUGCGGUGGCAGAACGGGUCGGGACCCGGUCUGAAAAGCAGUGCCGCUCCAAGUGGCUGAACUACCUGAACUGGAAGCAGAGCGGAGGCACAGAGUGGACCAAGGAAGAUGAGAUCAACCUCAUCCUGAGAAUAGCAGAGCUAGAAGUAGCUGAUGAAAAUGAUAUCAACUGGGAUCUGCUGGCCGAGGGCUGGAGCAGCGUACGCUCACCCCAGUGGCUUCGCAGUAAAUGGUGGACGAUCAAGAGACAGAUUGCAAACCACAAAGAAGUUUCAUUUCCCGUUCUUAUAAAAGGUCUGAAGCAGCUUCACGAGAGCCAGAAAACCACUCUGGGGCACCAGCUUUCCGAGAACAAGUCUUUACCCGGGCUGCCCAACUCUCAUUCUGGUUCUGGGGUUCAGCACGUCCAGAUCCGAGUGGCUCGCUUGGACGAGAAUGCCGGUGGCUCGCCAAGCCCCAUGGCAGCACUGCAGAUCCCCGUCCAGAUCACUCACGUCUCCUCUGCUGAUUCCCCAGCUGCUUCUGUGGACUCGGACACGAUAACACUGAACAGCGGAACGCUACAGACCUUUGAGAUUCUGCCUUCUUUCCACCUCCAGCCUACGGGGACGCCAGGCACUUACUUAUUGCAAACAAGUUCCAACCAGGGGCUGCCUUUGACGCUGACCACCAGCCCAACAGUGACUUUAACAGCUGGAGCUGCCCCGGCCUCCCCUGACCAGAUCAUUGUGCACGCCUUAUCCCCAGAACACUUGCUGAAUACAAACGACAACGUCACUGUGCAGUGCCAUGCACCGAGCGUCAUAAUCCGCACUGUCGCAGCAGAGGAAAUCUCACCCUCCGUAAGCCAGGCAGAACUGACCGUGGAUUCGGAAAUCCAGCCCGUCGACCUGGUGGACCCUGCCGCCUCCCUGGAAGCAGACGCUUUCCCCGAUGACCUCCCCCAGCCCAAGCUGGCUGACGAAGUGCGGUCCGCGUACAGCGAAGACGACGCCUCCAAAUUUGUGGGCGGAAGUAGCGCUGAACUCAUAGACAGUGUCACGGCGAGAGCCGGAGAACAGGUUUUAGAUGCGGACCUCAAAUGCGAAGAGGGCGCGUGUCAGUCCCAUUUUGCUGGCGCUUACGUCUCAGAGGACUUGGCAUCUCCCACCACAGAAGAACCAGUUGAGCAGUCCGGCAUGGACGAAACCGUCCUGAUAGUCCCUUCUCCCCGUGGUUUUAUCCAGACGUCAGAUGAUAUGGACAGUGAAUCAGUCUUGCCUCUAACAACACUAACAGAUCCUAUACUGCAACACCAUGGAGAAAACUCCCAUAUAAUUGGCUCCUCCUUGGACAGUCCCGAUUCUGAAGACUCAAAGGAUGUGGAGGAUCUUGUGAGCUGUCAUUAAACACGCCCUGUGCUGUGGCACCCAUUUGUGAUAUG
Molecule: messenger RNA, 2440 nt
Organism: Euleptes europaea (tarantolino)
Lineage: Eukaryota; Metazoa; Chordata; Lepidosauria; Squamata; Sphaerodactylidae
Gene: DMTF1
Product: cyclin D binding myb like transcription factor 1
Exons: 17
Coding region: 99-2405 (768 amino acids)
Biological process (GO): regulation of transcription by RNA polymerase II
Cellular component (GO): nucleus
Molecular function (GO): RNA polymerase II cis-regulatory region sequence-specific DNA binding; DNA-binding transcription factor activity, RNA polymerase II-specific
Source: RefSeq, a predicted model, not a curated record